CACCCCUGGCGGCGGUCCGGCGGCGGUUUGGCAUCCCCUCUUCGACGCAAAAGACAUCAGGAAGCGGGAUCUCUCCUUCUGCAUCCGUUGGACUCUUCUAUCGCUAGUUAGGAUGGCUCCAAAGAGGACACGUGGUGUAUCCAUGUUGGAUAGAUUACAGGCUUGUUCAUCAUCUCAGUCCAAUCAUGAUGAGUCACAGCAACAAUCACUUUCAGCAUAUAAUACUUAGCUACAUAGACAGUGAUCAGAGAUCACAUUAUCUCAGUCACAGUCAUCAGAUGUUGCAGGAGGAGAUGAAACGACGACUUGAGGAGGUACCUGAGGACGAGCGCACAUUAGAACUAAAAGAUCGUAUCUUUGUGGAGGCACCAUCAGAGGAGACCAUUAGAAAGAUUCGUGAUGAGCUUCGGAUUGAGUUUGAUGAUAAGAUUUUCUACUUGGAGGCACAGCUCCAUCAGAUGCGUGUUCAGAUGGCGAGUGGAUGUUUUGCGCUCAAUCCAGUAGGUACUCCUCAUUCGGUGCCAUCCAGUAGUGGACAGAUUCCAGAUGCAUCUAGUGCUCACCAAACACAUGCAUUGGAAAAUGAGAGAUUCACCCAUAUGCCUGAUGAGGUUUGUGAUGAUAUUCUUGUUGUCCGGAUUUUUCUUCGAACUAUCAUUUUUAAUAGUUUUGUCGUUAGAUGUAUUACAAGGAGAAAAAUAUGAAAAAAUAUUUCAAAAAAGUUAUCCAAAUGUCCUUCUAAAGAAAACAUAGGCAGUAUCAAUUGCUCAACCUUCUAAAGAAAACUACAAAUUCAUAGAAUUUUUUGAUGAACUGCAAAUUUAUAGAAUCGAAAUCUAAAUAUUAACCUUCUAGACAAAUUAUACAUUAAACUGAUGAAUAACAAUAUUACCCUCCACCCAAGAUGACUAUUCUGAUAAAUUCCAUAGUUUUUAGUUGACAAAAAGAUAUUUAACAAAGGCGACGCAUUGGCUGCCUUUUCAUAGUGUUUUUCACGGAAAUUACAAAGAAAAUGUUAUGCAUAUCCUUGAAUCUGUUUCCUAGCAAUUUUCACAUGCAUAUGUUGUGCAUGUGCUGCAUAAAUUGGUAAAAAUUUCUCCACUUCAGCUUAUGACAUCCAGACUGUAGGACCACUUAUAGAACCUACUUUCCAUGAAUAACAGAAAUCAGAUGAUGAACCAUUGUUUCAGAAAGACCCUUUUGCUUUAUUUCAAUAGUUAUAUUUUACUCAAGCUCAUGAAUUCAGAACACUUUGUUUUUUUUUUUCCCCUUUAGAAAACAAGCAUGAUGUGCUGAUUAAUUGCUAAAAUUGUAACUUGUGAUGUACUUGUGACAUUGCUGAGUAACUCAUUUGAAGUAAAAUCCACUGAAAACCAUCCAUGAACAGACUGUCCAUUCACAGAGUAAGUUGUAUCUCUCUUUGGAAAUGCAGUUAAUAUAGUUGUAGAAUUAUCGAGUUUCAAAUCUGAACGGCAAAUACCAGCCCCGUCUUUGGUCAAUUGCAGAUCACAUAGCAGAACAGUUUCUUUCAAGCUUGUUGCCAAUGCAAACUGGUAUGCAAAUUUACUGGACUCAGGAAAGAUCCCUGAAUAGCCACCACGUGCUAUGACUAAUGGAGC
Elaeis guineensis (African oil palm) is the source of this 1619-nucleotide messenger RNA. NCBI's taxonomy places the organism in Eukaryota, Viridiplantae, Streptophyta, Magnoliopsida, Arecales, Arecaceae. The record is from RefSeq and is a predicted model, not a curated record.